CAGGAUCCCUUUGGAUAGGAGAUGGCAGAAGUUUCUGGAUGUUAUGAGACAAACCUUGCUUGGAUUGUAGGUCGUGAAAGUUUCCAUUACAGAGGAAAACACGACACUCGGGGUGGCCCUUGUCCGGCCCCCUAGAUAAACUUUGAGUUGUGAUAACAGGGAGACGAACACGUGAGAAAUAGUGAUGACCCUCUCUGACUCCUUCCUUCCAGGCAUGCCGGAGGUCGGUUUGGGUCAAGCGGAAGUGAAGAGAUAGAAUUCUGAGGAAAACCAUUCUGUUAAUGAGGUGAGAAGGAGCCUGAUGUAGAUGGAAUUCAAGUGAGCAGGACAGUGCUGUGAAGCAGCCCCAGAACCUUGAGAUGGCACCAAAAGCCAAGAAGGGGUUAAAAGGCUCCAUUGAUGAUGUCCUUGGUGACCUCUUAGGGGAUGAUAUGACCCUACCUGAGACUCCUGUAAAACUAGUUCCACGUGCCAGAGACACAGCAGGCAAAUCUCAGGUCCUCCCUUCUUCAAGGGCUAGAACAAAGUCCCUUCUGGAAGGUGAUUUCUUCAGCACCAUGGCGGGCCUGGCAGGAGCUGAUGCUGAGGUUUCCGACGUCUCGGACGCAGACCCGCAGGCUUUGUUGCAGGCCAUGAAGGACAUGGACGACAUGGAUGCCGACCUCUUGGGUCUGAAGAAGUCUAAACCAGCCUCUAGCAAAACAGCCGCAAAGGAUUCUGGGAAAGAAGGGCCACCUAGCAUUUCCAAGCCUGCUGGAGACACCGCUCCCACCAAGAAGCCACCUCCCUCCCCCGGCAGCUUUAGGCAUCAGUACAGGAAGUUUUCCUUUGAAGAUGUGGAAGACCCACUGGCAGGACUUCUCUCAGAUGACGAGGAAGGAAUUGCCAAGCAGCCGCCUGUGACAGAGAGUAAAACGGCUUCUGACAGGAGCCCCAGCACCGUCAGAGACCCGGGUCCCUCUAUUCCUCUCACUCCUGGUGACACCCCCAUCCGAAAGAAAGAAGAACUGAUGUUUGACGAUGGGGACAACAUCAUGGCCACCCUGGGGUUUGGAGACAGCCCCGAAGCAGAGAGGGGGCAGACGGGAGACCAGGAAGGGCCCCGCCCCGCUAGCUCCAAGCUAGACGAACUGCUGGGUCGAGGCACUGCCGCCAAACUCCUGGCGCGCCCAGGCACCGGGGAGCACAGAGAGAUCAAUCCAGACAAGAAUUACCAGAGGCCACAGGACAAAGAAGAUACCUGGGGCAUCGAAGACUUCACCUUUGGGGCCUAUCAGCCCACUGUGGGCUCCUCUGAGGGCCGACAGUCCCGCCGGCAGUCUGUCAGUAGGUUCUUAGCAGAAAGCGGCACAGACCCCAAGGGAGACCUGGGCUCCAGACAGAGCACUCCAGCCGCGUCCAGCCCCGUCCACCCCAGAAAAGGAGGUGCCGACUGGUUGGGCCUCAAGGACGACGACUUUGACCUGCUCCCACCCUCUCCCACGGGAGAGGCCCGGAGGGGUGGCUCAGUGCUCUCCACAUCCUCAGUGCCCCCUCCUGCCAGCCAGCACUUGGCCCCAGCUGGGCUGCCUGUCUCAGGGGCAAAGCCCCCCACUGAGGGUACAGGUUCCCCUUCCAAAGCCAGCCGAGCCUCCAAGCUGGGAGCGUCCGAGGAGAGAGAAGAGGAGGAUUGGCUGAGCCAUGCCUUGUCUUGGAAGAAGUCCCAGGGCCUGGUCACAGAGGAGCGGGCCAGGGCCUCCAAGGGCCUGAACUCAGCGGGGACUGUGGGCCACCCCUUGCCUAGCAGCCAACCUGCUAGUACCCAAGGGCCUGAGCGAGCAGCUCCUGGAGGGACCUCAGGAGCAGCGGUGCAGGAAAUGCCACCUGCCAGGCCUGACAAGUCAGGGCCGCCUGUGACUUGGAAGCAGGUCACCACAGCAUCCCCUGCAGGUGAUCCAAAGAGGGGACCAGCCCCUGGAGAGCUGUCCAGCACUGAACCUGCACUUUGUUUCCCAAGCUCCCAGGAGCCCCCAGGGUUUUCGGUGCCUGGCCAGUCCCUGCUCCCUGACUCCCUGAGCCAGCUGCCAGGCGGGGAGUACCAGAGGCAGCUCCUGGUAGCGCAGGCGCAGCUCCAGGGCAGCACCGCCAAGCUGCAGGCUGAGCUGCUGCAGAGUCAGGCGCGGCUGGCUGAGCUGGAGGCCCAGGUGCGGAAGCUGGAGCUGGAGCGGACCCAGCACACGCUGCUGCUGGAGAGCCUGCAGCAGCGGCACCAGGCUGACCUGGAGCUCAUUGAGAGCGCUCACAGAAGCCGCGUGAAGGUGCUCGAAACGUCGUACCAGCAAAGGGAAGAGCGGCUCCGGAGGGAGAACGAGGAGCUGGCGGCCCAGUACCUGUCUCACUGCCAGGAAGCUGAGCUGACCCGCGCUGAACUCGUUGCCCAGCAUCAGCGGCGCUUAGCCGCUGCGGCGCAGGAGAAAGACCAGGAGAUGGAGCGCCUGCGGGAGCUGCAGCGGGCGUCCAUCCUGGAGAUGCGCAAGGACCAUGAGGAGCAGCUGCAGCGGCUGAAGCUGCUGAAGGACCGAGAGAUCGAUGCUGUCACCAGCGCCACCUCCCACACGCGGUCCCUGAACGGCAUCAUUGAGCAGAUGGAGAAGUUCUCCAGCAGCCUGAACGAGCUGUCUUCCCGUGUGGAGGCCUCGCACCUUACCACUUCCCAGGAGUGGGAGUUGGGGGUCCGACAGCGUGAUGAGCAGUUGCGAGCCCUGCAGGACAGGCUGGGCCGGCAGCAGCGGGACAUGGAGGAGGAGCGGGGUAGACUGCAGGAGGUCAUCGCAAAGAUGGAGGCGCGCCUGAGUGAGCAGAGCCGGCUCCUGGAGCAGGAGCGCUGGCGCGUGAGUGCUGAGCAGUCCAAGGCUGAGUCCGCGCAGCGCUCCCUGGAGGAGCAGAGGAAGGUCAUGGUGCAGCAGACCACCAUGGAGAGGGAGGAGCUGGAGCGGGCCAAGAGCGCCCUGCUGGAGGAGCAGAAGGCCGUCAUGCACAAAUGUGGGGAGGAGCGGCGGCGCCUGGCCGCCGAGUGGGCCGAGUUCUUUGCACAGCAAAAGCUGAGUAAGGAGCGGGCAGAGCGCGAGGCAGAACGGGCCUUGCAGGCGGACGCCCAGCGGGAGGGCACCCUCGUCAGCCUGGCCAAGGAGCAGGCAGAGCUCAAGAUCCGGGCCAGCAAGCUCCAGGCCAAGGAGGACCAGCUGGCGGCCGAGUGGGAGGCACUGGAGCGAGAGCGGCAGGAGCUGCGGCUGGAGAAGGAGCGGGUCAACGCAGCCGCGUUGCGUGUCCGGCUCCGCGCCGAGGAAGUGGAGGGCAUGAGCAAGGUGGCCUCAGAGAAGUACGAGGCUGGGGAGCGGGCGCUGCGCGAGGCCCAGCAGGUGCAGUCGGAGCACCAGGCAAGGCUCCGGCUGGUGCAGCAGCAGCAGGAGCAGCUGCGGCAGCAGGAGCAGCACGUGCACCAGGAACAUCUGAGCCUGGCCCAGCAGAGGUUGCAACUGGACCGUGUCCAACAGGACCUGCCCUCCAGCCUCGUGGGGCUGCUCUCCAGGCUGCAGGGUCCGGCAGUCCCCAGCCUGGGCGCCGUUGGGACUCUUGCUCCCACCAGCCCUCCGUGCAGCCAGCCGCUGGCCAGCCUGGUCCCCUCACACCUCCACGCCAAGCUGGUGCUGCUGAAACACACGGCCGAGCAGGACCGAGAUUUCUUGGAGAAUGAACAGUUCUUUCUGGAGACUCUGAAGAAAGCACCCUACAAUAUGACAUUGAAUUCAGCCUGA
Molecule: messenger RNA, 3794 nt
Organism: Trichechus manatus latirostris (Florida manatee)
Lineage: Eukaryota; Metazoa; Chordata; Mammalia; Sirenia; Trichechidae
Gene: FBF1
Product: Fas binding factor 1
Exons: 30
Coding region: 360-3794 (1144 amino acids)
Biological process (GO): cilium assembly; establishment of epithelial cell polarity
Cellular component (GO): centriole; ciliary basal body; ciliary transition fiber
Source: RefSeq, a predicted model, not a curated record